This is a messenger RNA of Jatropha curcas, 730 nucleotides long. Its product is annotated as protein GRIM REAPER. Lineage: Eukaryota; Viridiplantae; Streptophyta; Magnoliopsida; Malpighiales; Euphorbiaceae. The record is from RefSeq and is a predicted model, not a curated record.
CUCAUUGAUAAGGUAAUUACUUCAAUUGCCUCUCUCUCUCUCUCUCUCUCUCUCUCUUUCACGUUCAGAACAUGAAGACUCUUAAGAUUUUCCUUUUGGUGGCCAUGCUUAUGGCUUUCGCUGCCAUUGCUUUGUCAUCCCAAGAAGAAUCAUUUGUGGACGAUAACGAUGACACCCUAGACGAAAAUUCUGAUAUUCCUUGGCCUGAGAACCAACAAACAACGCCAACUUCUCUGCGAGGAAUCACAAACCGGUUUCUUGCCCAGGCAAGCCGAGAAGCGAUGACAUGUGAUAACUAUCCUAGGGUUUGCCGUGCGAAGGGCAGUCCAGGGCCUGACUGCUGCAAGAAGAAAUGUGUUAAUGUCGCAACAGACAAGACUAACUGCGGCAAGUGUGGGAGGAAAUGUAAGUACCCUGAGAUUUGCUGCAAAGGGGCGUGUGUGAAUCCAAUGUCGAACAAGAAGCACUGUGGAGGUUGCAACAACAAGUGCAAGAAAGGGAGCACUUGCUCAUAUGGAAUGUGCAGUUAUGCAUAGACCGAUAUAAACCCAUUUAUUAAUUAUUUUGUGCUUGUGAUAUGAAUAAGAGCGACCAUCAUCACCAUAACAUAAGAUGAUUAAGGUUCGCUGGUUUUUAUUCAUUUUUUUAUUUAUGUAUGUGAAAUCGUGUGAUAAGAAUUAAUGUAUUCCUAGUCAUCUUGAUUUACUUAAUGUUAGUCCUCGUCUCAUAA